AACUAAUUUGUGCAAAUCAGGGGAGUCAAAUUUCAGAAACUACUGUUUGCUCAAUUGAACUUCCAACUUCUGACACCAUGUGCUACUACCACAACUAUUAUGGUAGCCUGGACUAUGGCUGCAGCUAUGGCUCUGAAUAUGGUGACUCUGGUUAUGCCUGCAACUUUCCAAGCUCCUAUGGAAGGUUCCUACUGGCUCCUACAAAGAAAUUCCAAUUGCCAGUCACUUUGAGUCAUUUUCUUGUGAUGCGCUAAUUGCAUCAACAGGGUUGUUUAUGGAUUAAUUAUUGUCUGUCCAAUUUUAACUAAAUCUAAUUAUUGAUUACCAGAGGUCAUAUUU
Molecule: messenger RNA, 339 nt
Organism: Macaca mulatta (Rhesus monkey)
Lineage: Eukaryota; Metazoa; Chordata; Mammalia; Primates; Cercopithecidae
Gene: KRTAP22-2
Product: keratin associated protein 22-2
Source: RefSeq, a predicted model, not a curated record